Messenger RNA from Phaethon lepturus (White-tailed tropicbird), 828 nucleotides. RefSeq names its product RAD9-HUS1-RAD1 interacting nuclear orphan 1 (gene RHNO1). The transcript has 2 exons. The record is from RefSeq and is a predicted model, not a curated record. Lineage: Eukaryota; Metazoa; Chordata; Aves; Phaethontiformes; Phaethontidae. Bases 1 to 828 code for a protein of 275 amino acids. Gene Ontology annotation, biological process: recombinational repair; DNA damage checkpoint signaling; cellular response to ionizing radiation. Gene Ontology annotation, cellular component: chromosome; nucleus.
AUGCCUCCGAAGAAGAAAUGUACCCACAAGGCCAGGAAGGCAGAGCUGGUGUUCCUUGAGAGGCCACGAGAGGGACCCGUCCAUUGCUAUGAAACGCCACUACCUUCGGCCGAGAAUCCAAGACGUGUUCCUACAAAACCUGUAGACCAGAACACCUCUGAUGCCUGGGUGUGCCCACAAUUUAAAACAGCUGAGUCAGUGGUGUUGAAAGCAUGCCAGAAGCAGCAUCGUGGUGCUCACAGACCCCAGAAUCAGGAUGCCAACCACAGUUCACUUUAUGCAGGAGGAACUUGUCGAAGAGCUAUAGCCUGCAAAUUUCCUUCUUUAACUUUUGAGAAUCCAGAAGGAUAUGACCCCUCAGAUCAUCCAAAUCACUUGAGGAAUAGCACACAGCAAUCUCACAGACAGCCCAAGAAAGGGACAUCAGCAAAAGCCAAUGUCCAGGCGAACAGUCCAGAGAACUGUAGAGAAAUACCUUUGUUAGCUGCUCCCCAACCUGUGGAGCCAGAAUUCUUUAGUCCACCAGAUGUAGAGACUCCACAGGUGCCUUCCAUAAGGAACUGGAGAUGCAGCAGCACUCUGCCACAGAGAAGUAGCCAUGCCUGGCAUCCAGAAAAAGAGCUGGCAUUUGGUAUUGAUUCCUGUGGGAGAGGGGAGUCAGCAGCAGUACUGGUUGCAGAUACUCCUGAGCAUGAGUAUGGAGUAAAGGUUACUUGGAGACAGCGGCCUCAUAUAAUGAAAUACCUGCAGGAGAGAGGGAAGCUGAGUGCUGCUGACAUACUGGUGAAGAUUAACCCUGAGCUCUCAAGGAGGCAGAGCAAUGUCUGA